AUGGGGACCAUAACUAUCCGAGAAGAGGAAGGAGAGUCUGAGUCAGAGUCAGAGCCGGAAGGCGAAUCGACCGCUCCUCUAUUCGGUUACCGCCCUAUAAAAUCACCCACUCACAUCCGCGUCCUCGACAUUCAUCCAGCAGCUGGGCUCGACCAACCGAUAGCCUGCACUAUACGCCACGUCAACCUCGACCACAGGCCUCCUUUUGAAGCGCUGAGCUACACGUGGGGUGGAAAAGAGAAUCAAACGAGUAUCUUUCUCAACGGACAGCCCUUCAUGGUGAUGGAGAACGCGGCGGCAGUGCUCCGCCGGCUUCGGGUUUCCGGGCAGAUGCGAACUAUCUGGGUGGAUGCCAUUUGCAUCAACCAGCGUGACAAGGUAGAAAAGGGAUACCAACUCCCAUUGAUGACGAGGAUAUACCAGGAGGCGCAGCAAGUGUGUGUGUGGCUGGGAGAGCUGACGGAAAAGAUUCGGGAGCCGCUCAAUAGGCCGUGGUGGGACCGCGUGCGGAUCAUGCAAGAGGCCAUCGUUGCCAAGAAGAUUGUGAUCAUGUGCGGAGACCAGACUGCGACCUGGGAUCGGAUCGAGGUAGCAAUCAAGAACUCCAUCUGGAGGGCGCCAGGGCCUGAGGAUGAGUUUGGACUUGGUGAUAACAAGCAUGCCCACCUCUUCAAUGACAAGUACCUGACAGUCAAUGAAUAUCGUCAGAAGUGGGCACAGGGAGUUUUCCAUGUCUCGGUUUACAAGAUGCUCUACGAUUUUAGGGGGCUUCGCUGUUCAAACGCCCGGGACAGAAUCUAUGGCUUCCUGGGAUUGACAUCUCUCGUGUCGCAUCCUGACUUUAAGGCUGACUACAAGGCACGGGUUUGGAGGUCAUACGCCCGGUUUGCAAAGCAUCUCGAUCCCGCACCACUCCUUGACUGGUCCGAGACUGAGCCCUUGUACUGCGCAGGUAGUAGGUUGGGCCCUGCCACUGUGUAUCCAUCUACAAACCUCCGCAUGCUUGUCGUGGAAGGUAUAGAGUUUGAUCUCAUCUCUCACCUCUCCGACGCCUGGCAUCCAGAGUCAGACGUGUUCGAGUUGUCGCGUCGCCAAGCCAGCGAGCUCGAGAAGUGGGAAACCCUCGCCAUGGCCGAGCUAGGGCCAGCCUGCCCGUACGGCGGGGGUAAAGCUCGUAGAGAAGCUCUCUGGCGGACACACAUAGCUGACUUUGCAGGGAAGAAGGCUGCUCCAACCUCUCUUGGCUGGGCUGUGGAGUGCUGGUACGAUCGAGAUGGGUGGGCCAAGCCGCUCGUCGAUCCAGCGAACUUGCCCGAGAAGACAGACGAGGAAAUUGAAGCCAUGGGCCUCAGAGAAACUCUAAGGUGGAUUGGUUCUGAGGCAACUGGCGAGUUCAAGCUCGAAGAGAGUGCCUGCAAAGAGUACGGCAAUUGUGUACGUCGGAUCUAUCAAGCCUGUGCCCACCGGAGGCUCCUCGUCACUUCCAGGGGGUACCUCGGCCUAGCUCCCUGGAAUGCGCGGGUAGGAGAUGCCAUUUUUGUCCUGAAGGGGGGCAAGACGCCGUUUCUGCUUCGGGAACAUGAGGCACCGGGUCAAGAGCAUAGGCUAGUUGGCGAGGCUUUCGUGUAUGGGAUAAUGGCUGGGGAGGCUGUCGAUCUUGUUCCAGAGGUGAAACAGGUUCGGUUGUUGUAG
Fusarium vanettenii 77-13-4 is the source of this 1692-nucleotide messenger RNA. RefSeq lists its product as uncharacterized. The coding region runs from base 1 to 1692 and encodes 563 amino acids. The record is from RefSeq and is a predicted model, not a curated record. Lineage: Eukaryota; Fungi; Ascomycota; Sordariomycetes; Hypocreales; Nectriaceae. The transcript is spliced from 4 exons.